AUGGAGGACGACUUUCGGCCACAGGUGAAGAAGGUGGCCGUGGCCAUGGGCGCUUCACUCACAGAGCAGGACAUCGACCGCAUGCCACAGGAGAUGAGAACGCAGGGAAACUUCAACUACAGCAGGUUUCUGGAGUAUAUGAGGCAGUUCAAGACCUCGGAGCAAAGAGAGGAGGCCAUUAAGAAGGCCUUCAUGAUGCUCGACAAAGACGGCAGCGGCUACAUAGAGUGGAACGAGAUCAAGUAUAUUCUGUCCACUGUACCAACUGCAACCCCGUCGGCUCCUCUGUCUGAUGAGGAGGCAGAGGCCAUGAUCCAGGCUUUAGACACCGAUGGAGAUGGACGUAUUGACUACAGAGAGUUCUCACACAUGGUGAAGAUGGAGAAGAAACCGUGCAAAUAA
Messenger RNA from Toxotes jaculatrix (banded archerfish), 402 nucleotides. RefSeq names its product parvalbumin-like EF-hand-containing protein. Gene Ontology annotation, cellular component: nucleus; cytoplasm. The transcript has 4 exons. The coding region runs from base 1 to 402 and encodes 133 amino acids. Lineage: Eukaryota; Metazoa; Chordata; Actinopteri; Toxotidae. The record is from RefSeq and is a predicted model, not a curated record. Gene Ontology annotation, molecular function: calcium ion binding.